Molecule: messenger RNA, 774 nt
Organism: Cryptomeria japonica (Japanese cedar)
Lineage: Eukaryota; Viridiplantae; Streptophyta; Pinopsida; Cupressales; Cupressaceae
Product: zinc finger protein GIS2-like
Exons: 2
Coding region: 1-774 (257 amino acids)
Molecular function (GO): zinc ion binding; nucleic acid binding
Source: RefSeq, a predicted model, not a curated record
AUGAAGAAGUUAAAGAUUGAUAAAGAAAGUGGCAGAGACGACAAGGAACUUUGGUGCACCGACUGUAAGGCAAAAGGGCAUACGAAGGGGACAUGUUCAAAGAAAGCUUUUUGUGACAUCUGUCAGGUACUAAGCCAUUCCACCAAGGAAUGUUCGUACAAUUUAAAAACACGGAUCACACAAGUGCUCUACACUCAAGGCGAGCAAGCUACUCCACCAGUCACACCACCUAAACAAUCAACAAACUCAGAGGCUUCACUAGGAAGAUACCGUAAUAAUCGGCGCGGAAACAACCAUUCCAAUAGUAACACACCAAGGAGUAAAAUUCAAUACGAUGCAAAAGGGCAGCCCAUGAUCCAAUGUCGGAAAUGUAAUGAGUGGGGCCACUUUGCUCAAGAAUGUCAGAACGGGAACAAUGGUGGAGGUUUGUUGUGCAAAUGGUGUGGUCCUAGAAACCAUGAGGACACUGACUGCCCCAAACAGAAGGGAGUAAACAUGUUGGACAUAAAGGAGCCAAACGAGGAGGUACUCGCAAUCACAAGAUUGCAAAACGGCCUUCCGGGACCUAGUCUUGAAGUAUCAAAGGACGACAGUGGUAAGGAUGGAAGCCAUGAAGGCCCAGCGGGAUCAGGUAGUGCGGAAAGUAGAGGGUAUCAGGAAAACAUUGGCUCACCACAUUCAGUAGAGUCAGUCACAGUUGGCUCAAGAGCACUCUCGGAUUACCGUGUUGGAGGAGACAGUUGCCAAGAACAUGCAGGAGUGGGAAGUAAGUGA